Messenger RNA from Tuber aestivum (summer truffle), 1608 nucleotides. The record is from the annotation of a GenBank genome assembly. Lineage: Eukaryota; Fungi; Ascomycota; Pezizomycetes; Pezizales; Tuberaceae.
AUGAACACAUUAAAAAAUAAAGUUGUAUUGCGCGGAAUAUUCAGUGCCGCACUUAUAGCUGGGUUAGGAUUCAGCUCUUUUGCUCAGGUCCAAAAAGAUAACUGGCAUAAUCUUGAUUUUAAGAAAGAUUCUGUAUUUGGUAUAAGUACUGAAAAAGCAUACCUGGAAUUACUAAAAGGUAAAAAAUCGACACCAGUGAUUGUGGGUGUGCUGGAUGGUGGGGUUGACAUUAAACAUGAAGAUUUACUAAGUGUAAUCUGGGUAAAUAAAAAAGAAAUUGCCGGAAAUGGAAAAGACGACGAUAAAAACGGAUAUAUAGAUGAUGUAAAUGGCUGGAACUUUAUUGGUUCAGCGAAAGGUUCUGUAAGCCACGAAGCAUUGGAGCUUACGCGUGUACUGCGCAGAGACAAGGCCAGGUUUGAAGGCGUAACUGCCGAAACGGUUAAACCUGCCGACAAAUCAGCAUUUGAACAAUAUCAAAAAGAACAAGCUGAUUUUGACAAGCAAACCAAUGAAGCUAAAAAUGCUGUCGCAAAUAUUGGCGGUUUAAAAAUCGCGCUGGAUGCAAUGGUGAAAAAUAUGGGCAAAGAAAAUCCAACUUUAGCUGAUUUCCAAAACUAUAAAGCUUCAUCUGAUAUGGAAGGCCGUUUGAAAAACAUUAUGGUUUCUCAAUUACAGAAUUCAACUUAUGAAGAUUUCUACAAAACACAGAUCGUGAAAGGCCUGGAUCAUUAUCAGGAUCAACUGGCUUAUAAUUUAAACCUUGACUUUGAUCCCAGAGCUGAAUUUGUAGGAGAUAACUACGCAGACAGCAAACAAAGAAAUUAUGGAAGUAAUGACGUUACGGGUCCUGAUGCAAGUCACGGAACGCAUGUAUCUGGAAUUAUAGCUGCAAACCGUACCAACAAUAUUGGCAUUAAAGGAGUAGCAGAUAAUGUUCAGAUUAUGGGGGUCCGUAGUGUACCAGAUGGCGAUGAGCGCGAUAAAGAUGUUGCCAAUGCAAUCCGUUACGCAGUUUCCAAUGGGGCAAAGGUUUUGAAUAUGAGUUUUGGUAAAGCUUAUUCAUGGGAUAAGAAUGCCGUUGAUGAAGCCGUUAAAUAUGCGAUGUCUAAAGAUGUACUGAUUAUUCAGGCAGCUGGUAAUGACAAUAAAGAUCUUGAUGUAGAGAAAAGCUUUCCGGACCGCAGAUAUGAAGGUGGUGGAACAGCAGAAGCUUAUAUUGUGGUAGGUGCUUCGGGAUCUGCAGAUGAUAAAACUUUGAAGGCAGAUUUUUCUAACUAUGGAAAAACAACAGUCGAUGUAUUUGCACCAGGUGUGAAAAUCUAUUCUACAGUACCUGGAUCGAAAUAUGAAGCCUAUAACGGUACAAGUAUGGCUGCUCCUGUGGUUGCAGGUGUUGCUUCAUUAAUCAGAGAAUAUUAUCCUAAACUGACUGCUGUACAGGUUAAGGAUAUCAUUAUGAAGUCAGUUGUGAAAGUUAACCACAAUGUCGAUAUAGAAGGUGCUGAAGGAGAAACCCCGAAAUCGGUUCCUUUUGCAGAUAUUUGUAUUUCAGGUGGAAUUGUCAAUGCUUAUAAUGCUUUGAAAUUAGCUGCUGAUUACAAAUAG